This is a messenger RNA of Cornus florida, 2000 nucleotides long. Its product is annotated as hexokinase-3-like. NCBI's taxonomy places the organism in Eukaryota, Viridiplantae, Streptophyta, Magnoliopsida, Cornales, Cornaceae. Gene Ontology annotation, molecular function: D-glucose binding; fructokinase activity; mannokinase activity. Gene Ontology annotation, biological process: intracellular glucose homeostasis; glucose 6-phosphate metabolic process; glycolytic process. Gene Ontology annotation, cellular component: mitochondrion; cytosol. The transcript is spliced from 9 exons. The record is from RefSeq and is a predicted model, not a curated record. Bases 231 to 1769 code for a protein of 512 amino acids.
AAAGACCGCCCCCUGCCUCUCUCUCUUCUCUUCCUCUCUCUUAAACUUUUCUCGAACUAGUCGUUUUCAUCUCACAACCGGCGAGUUCUCGCCGGAAAAGCGCCAGAAAACGACUGCGAUUAGCCGGCGGCGAGUGACCCAGUGUCUAGAACCAGGAGGGCUGUCGUUUCGAUGGCUCGGGUUAUUGAUUGUUGAAGGAACCGAUGCGGAGGAUAGGUGGGCGGUGAGUGAUGGGGAAGGUGGGGUUGGGGUUGGCGGUGGGGUGCGCGGUGGCGACGUGCACGAUCGCGGCGGUGUUGGUGUCGAGGAGAGUGAGGAGUAGGCGGAGGUGGAGGAGCGUAGUUGGGGUGUUGAAGGAGUUGGAAGAGGCGUGUGCGACGCCAGUGGGGCGGCUGAGACAGGUGGUCGAUGCUAUGGCUGUGGAAAUGCACGCGGGCUUGGCCUCCGAAGGUGGUAGUAAGCUCAAGAUGCUCCUCACAUUCGUCGACAAUCUCCCCAAUGGGAGUGAGAAGGGAAUUUAUUACGCGCUAGAUCUCGGAGGCACUUAUUUUAGGGUCUUGCGGGUUCAUCUAGGUGGUGAAAGAAAUAUUCUUGGACAUGAUGUGGAUCGGCAACCCAUUCCUCAACAGCUAAUGACCAGCACAAGCAAGGAUCUCUUUGAUUUUAUUGCGUCAUCACUAAAGAAAUUUCUUGAAAGAGAAGGAAAAGAUUCUGUGCUCUCUUCAGUCAAAAGAAGGGAACUUGGCUUUACAUUCUCGUUUCCUGUGAAACAAACAUCUGUCUCAUCAGGCAUCCUAAUUAAAUGGACAAAAGGAUUUGCCAUCGAAGACAUGGUAGGAAGAGAUGUUUCUGAAUGUUUACAAGAAGCAUUGUCUAGAGCAGGCCUAGACAUGCGAGUUGCAGCACUGAUAAAUGAUACUGUGGGAACAUUAGCCCUUGGACAUUAUCAUGACGAGGACACAGUUGCUGCAGUGAUAAUUGGGACGGGGACGAAUGCCUGCUAUUUGGAACGUACAGAUGCGAUUAUCAAGUGUCAAGGCCUUCUUACGACUUCAGGAUGCAUGGUAGUCAACAUGGAAUGGGGGAAUUUCUGGUCAUCUCAUUUACCAAGAACGUCUUAUGAUAUUGAGUUGGAUGCUGAUAGCCCUAACCCAAAUGAUCAGGGUUUUGAGAAAAUGAUAUCUGGAAUGUAUCUGGGUGACAUUGCAAGGAGAGUGAUUCUCAGAAUGUCACAGGAGUCAGAUGUUUUUGGACCUGUUUCUUCAAAGUUAUCGCAGCCCUUUAGUUUGAGGACGCCAUUGAUAGCUGCUAUGCAUGAGGACGAUUCCCCCGACUUGAGUGAAGUAGCCAGAAUAUUAGAAGACGAGCUAGGGAUUUCUGAUGUGCCUUUAAAGGUUCGAAAGCUUGUGGUAAAGGUAUGUGAUGUGGUGACCCGCAGGGCUGCCCGAUUGGCAGCUGCUGGCAUAGUGGGGAUCUUGAAGAAGAUUGGUCGCGAUGGGAGUGGUGGCAUUACAAGCGGAAGAAUCAAAGGUGGAAGCCAAAGUAAGAUGAGAAGAACGGUUGUGGCAAUCGAGGGGGGUUUGUAUACAAGCUAUUCUAUGUUCAGAGAGUACUUAAACGAGGCCGUGACCGAAAUCUUAGGAGAAGAAAUCUCCCAACAUGUAUUUCUCAAGGUGACAGAAGAUGGAUCAGGCAUUGGAGCAGCUCUUGUUGCUGCCUCUCAUUCAACCGAGUCAGCCCCCAAUGUGGAUAGCGUACAGUUGCUAUAAAUAUAUAUAUGUUCAUAUAUAUUCAUAUAGCCCCUGUAAAUUGUAGAAUUCAUUUUCCAUAAUUCUAUUGAAUGCUUGUAAAAGGGAAGGUUGUGUAUAUGUGUCAUAUAUUAGAAUGUUGCUCUUAUAGUUUACAAGUUUCUCAAUCCAAUUUUAGAGGUUUUCUAAUUUCAUUUGUGGGAUUGUUGGUAUUCAAUUUUCUGGCUCGAGUUGUAAUUGUGUUUCAUUGAA